Messenger RNA from Suillus subaureus, 390 nucleotides. RefSeq lists its product as uncharacterized. The coding region runs from base 1 to 390 and encodes 129 amino acids. The record is from RefSeq and is a predicted model, not a curated record. The transcript has 3 exons. Lineage: Eukaryota; Fungi; Basidiomycota; Agaricomycetes; Boletales; Suillaceae.
AUGCACACUCAACCAGAGUAUGGACUUGACAUAGCCUUAGCAAACAAACUUCAAAGGUCUUUCGCAUGGGUGCCUCCACUCACUGGUGACUCUCACAACUUGGACAAUGAAUUUCUUGCAGGCCCAGAGUUGAUAAUGGAUGAAGAACUGCUCAAAGAAUUCAGCAGGUUUGAAAAUGAGAUGCUGGAUUCAUGCCAUGGCUUGCAAGAACUUGAAGGUGUUAUUGAUUGGAACAAGCUGGAGAAGGUUGAUAAAGGAAUCACACCUGUGGGAUUUAUCGAGGAAAUUGAUGUGGUUGGCCAUGGGUCACAAGGCAUGGAGGCACUGAUCAGCAAAACCCUGAUUUGGAGAGUAUGGGGUAACUGGGACGUAGUUCACAAUGAGUCGUAG